AUCUAAAAAAAAGAGAGCUUCCCCAGUACUGUGCUACUGAUUACAGAGUGAAAGAAAACAAAUCGGUAUUCUCCGCCAAAACAGUCAUAAAAAGUGUCUGCCGUUUCCCUUCCUUCUGAAGUCUCCAGCUCAAUCAUCUCUCCUCUUCGAGUUAACUCAUUAAUGGAGUGUUUUGCUCUGAGUUAUGAACGCCGAGUUCCAAUUCUUAUGAUAAUAUCUCCACCCUUGGAGCCUCCUUCUCUGUUUUUGCCAAAUGGUUUUUGCUCAUAGUGUUAUAUGCUUUCCGUCCGUCCGUUUGGGUUCUUUGCUCAAUUAGAGUGUGAUCUCGCCGUUUAUUUGCUUGCAAUCUCACAGAUCUGACGGGACGGGUGCUCUCAAUCAACCGCGUUGGUGAUGUCGGUGCUUGCAGUUUCAAAUACCACCGGAUUAUCAAGAAGAGUCUGGUAUUUGUUUCUGCAGCUUUUCAUCAAUUCAUGUUAUGUAAUCUCCAUCAUCAAUGCUGAUUUAGCUGAUCAUCAGUUUGAAGGACCUAUCUUAUCUCCGUCUAGAGUGCCUUCGGAUGCACCAGCCAUUCCUGAUCUACCCCUCCCAGCCAAUCUACCAUUGUUACAUAAACCACGGGAAAAACAUUUCUCACCUCAUGGUGCACCAACAUUUGUGGUACCACCAGCCCAUCCUCCUAACUAUGGUCCACUGAUAACUUCUGGUCACCCCCCUACUAGUUCAAGCUUGUCUAAACCAUCAAUGAAGAAGAAUGGAUUGGUGCCUCCCAGUGUUGGAUUGGUAGAUGUUGCUCCUACUCAGUCUGGUGAUGGCACAAAUCCUACUGGUUUAGCUCAGCCCCCAUUAUCACCUUCCGUCUCUGAUUGUUGUAAACCAGACAUGGUGCUGAAACGAGGAAGUCAUGAUUGCCACUGUGUGUAUCCAAUAAAGCUUGAUCUUCUCCUUUUGAAUGUCUCACAAAAUCCUAAUUGGAACAUGUUUCUAGAAGAACUAGCUUCCCAGCUUGGCAUGCGAGUUUCUCAAAUUGAGCUGAUAAACUUUUAUGUACUAAGCCUAUCCAGAUUAAAUAUUUCAAUGGAUAUCACUCCUCACACGGGAAUCAGUUUCUCUGCCAGUGAUGCAUCUGCUGUAAACUCUUCACUUACCUUUCAUAAGGUUCAUUUUGACUCCACUCUUGUGGGUGAUUAUAAACUCCUGAAUCUUACUUGGUUUGAACCUCCAACACCUUCACCAGCUCCUAUUGUUGCUUCAUCACCUAUGAAGGCACCGGUAUAUCAAUCUUCAACUUCAUCAGCAGUUGGUUCUUCAAAGAAAGGCAAACAUACAAAUUUGAUUCUUAUUCUGGGUAUUGGUGCUGGUAUUGUGAUUAUUGCCAUUGUAUCUAUGCUUAUAAUUUGUUCGUGCUCAUUCCGCAAAGGGAAGCCUAAAGCAUCCUCUAAAGAAACUGUAAAGCCAAGUACUAUAGAUCCAGCUCCAGCUCCAGCUCCAGCAGCAGGGUCUCUUCCACAUCCUUCAAGUACACGGUUUCUAGCCUAUGAAGAACUUAAAGUAGCAACAAACAACUUUGAACCUGCAAGCAUACUUGGAGAGGGUGGGUUUGGUAGAGUUUUCAAAGGUGUCUUAAGUGAUGGCACAGCUGUAGCAAUUAAGAGGCUUACUAAUGGAGGGCAACAAGGGGAUAAAGAAUUUUUGGUGGAGGUUGAGAUGCUUAGCAGGCUGCAUCACCGUAAUCUUGUCAAACUUGUGGGCUACUAUAGCAGUCGUGACUCUUCACAAAACCUACUGUGCUAUGAGCUUGUUCCAAAUGGAAGCCUGGAGGCCUGGCUCCAUGGUCCUCUGGGGGUAAACUGUCCUCUGGAUUGGGAUACCAGAAUGAAGAUUGCACUUGAUGCUGCAAGAGGACUUGCAUACCUACAUGAGGAUUCACAACCCUGUGUGAUCCACAGAGAUUUCAAGGCAUCCAAUAUAUUGCUCGAGAACAAUUUUCAGGCUAAAGUUGCUGAUUUUGGACUUGCCAAACAGGCGCCUGAAGGCAGAGCAAAUUAUCUGUCUACUCGUGUCAUGGGAACAUUUGGGUAUGUAGCCCCUGAGUAUGCUAUGACCGGACAUCUACUAGUAAAGAGUGAUGUUUAUAGCUAUGGAGUUGUCCUCCUUGAGUUGCUGACUGGAAGGAAGCCUGUUGAUAUGGCACAGCCAUCCGGUCAAGAGAACCUUGUCACUUGGGCCAGGCCCAUUCUGAGAGACAAGGAUCGGUUAGAAGAGCUUGUUGAUCCAAGGCUUGGAGGAAAAUAUCCGAAGGAGGAUUUUGUACGAGUUUGCACAAUUGCAGCAGCUUGUGUGGCCCCCGAGGCAAGCCAGCGACCAACUAUGGGUGAAGUGGUACAGUCUCUUAAAAUGGUGCAGCGUGUAAUGGAAUAUCAAGAUUCCAUGUUAGCCCCCAAUGCCCGGGCCAACCUGAGACAGUCAUCUACUACCUUUGAAUCUGAUGGGACAUCUUCAAUGUUCUCAUCUGGUCCGUACUCUGGUCUAAGCGCCUUUGAUAACGACAACAUCUCUCGGACAGCAGUUUUCUCAGAAGAUCUUCAUGAAGGACGAUGAAUAUCUCAAAGGUAGUCAACUUCGAGACUUUACUUAGUUUGAAGUUUUCUUUUUAUGUCCCAAUACAACAAUGUGAGGAAUUUGAAAAGUUCAAAGUGGGGGAAUAUUUAUUAGGAUUUUUUUUGGGAUAGAUUUUGUAGUUGUGAUUGGUGGGGAGUUGGGGAGUGGCUGUUUUUUGUGUUGCCUUGUGGAUGACCACUGUUAAGUUCUUCUGAAAGCAGUGUGGCUGUUCUCCACAUGGCUGAUGAAAUUUUUUGUAUAUAUGCCUCGUAGCUUGUUAUAUUGGAUGGCCUUCAUGGGUUCUUAUUUAA
This is a messenger RNA of Populus nigra (black poplar), 2912 nucleotides long. Its product is annotated as proline-rich receptor-like protein kinase PERK15. NCBI's taxonomy places the organism in Eukaryota, Viridiplantae, Streptophyta, Magnoliopsida, Malpighiales, Salicaceae. The record is from RefSeq and is a predicted model, not a curated record. Bases 394 to 2601 code for a protein of 735 amino acids. Gene Ontology annotation, molecular function: ATP binding; protein kinase activity. Gene Ontology annotation, biological process: protein phosphorylation. The transcript has 8 exons.